Molecule: messenger RNA, 657 nt
Organism: Vicia faba (fava bean)
Lineage: Eukaryota; Viridiplantae; Streptophyta; Magnoliopsida; Fabales; Fabaceae
Source: the annotation of a GenBank genome assembly
AUGAAGAAUGUUGUUCCUUUGCAGUUGCAAUACAUGAAAAAGAUGGCAACUAUUGCAACAACUACCCGUACCUACGAGUUUUUCUAUGACUCGGUGACCGUUACAAUAAAAGGGAACAAUAUCAUAUAUACGAAAAUUCCUACAAUCUUUGUCAGUAUUGAUUUGUCAGGAAACAAAUUUGAAGGAAAAAUUCCAAAUGCUAUUGGAGAUCUUCGUGCACUAAUAGGACUCAACCUUUCCCACAAUAGAAUUAUUGGUCCUAUUCCCGGAUCCUUGGGAAAUUUAAUCAACGUGGAAUCAAUGGAUCUCUCCUCAAAUAUGCUCACAGGAGCAAUACCUAGAGGGGGACAGUUCGAUACAUUUUCAAAUGAUUCCUACGAGGGAAAUUUGGGGUUGUGUGGACUUCCGUUGUCAAUAAAUUGCAAGAAUAUUACUAAACCCUCUGAUGAGCAUGAACAAAAAUUCGGAUUUGGUUGGCAACCCGUGGCUAUAGGAUACGGAUGUGGAAUGCUAUUUGGUAUUGGAUUGGGAUGUUUUGUGUUGUUAAUAGGAAAACCUCAAUGGCUUGUGAUCAUGGAUGGAGGCAAGAUUAAUAGAAGGAGGACAAGGAUGAGAGUUCAGGAAAGAAUGAAUCAGAAUCAGUUACUGCAAAUGUGA